AUGAUGCCCAUGUUCCAAGUGCGCGAAAUGCAACCACUCUUCUCUAUUCUUCUGGACAAAAUAGACGUCAUACCUAUAGGGAUUCUCAAAACGCUGGUGGAGGAAACCCCGUCAGCGCAGUAUUUUUACGAAAUAACCUCCACAAAGGUGAAGAGAAAGAUAUGGGUUCUAUGCCCCCAGAAAUUCUACCAAGAAGUUGAACCUAUCAUAGACGAAAUUAUUUUAAGAAUUAAAAUAAAAAGCAGACACGAUGACACAGUAGUUGCAUUGAUUAACCAAAUUGUCGAGUUGAUAGGAAAUCAAAAGGAAAAAAACUUUUUGUAUAAUUUGUGUGUGCACAUUGUGAGGUUAAAAUGGGUUCAGGUCAUUAUAAGUGAAAGAGAAAGUUUUUCCCCAGAUUGUGGCGGAGUAAGUAACGGUACUUCUCCCCCCGGUGGGGGUAAAGAAUCUAGAAGUGAUGCUGAAGAUAGAAAUGUAGAAUCUAAAGCACAUUCUACUCGUGUUCCAUGUGAAAGAAACGAAUUUGUAGAGGACACACAUUUAAAAAGUGAGUACAAAGAAAAUUGGGAUAAUUUUUGUUACGUAAAUUUAGAUCCCAUUUCACACCCUUACUUGGCUGAUAACCAUUUUGGAGACAGGCUGAAAAAACUGCACUCUUGUUUUGACAAAAUUAUGCAUAAAGAGCAAAAUGUAAAAGGGGAAGAGGUAAAUAAUUCCGAUGGGACCAAGCCGUAUGUUAUAUCUCUCAGUGGGUAUAGGCACAAUAGCACCUCUUUUCACUAUUUGAAGAAGAGGAAGUUGGUGCAGGUACGAGACUGUGAAGAUAAUAAUCCCAAAGGGGGGGGGAUGAUCCCUUGGAAGAACUGCGCGAAGGAUUCAAGGAGCUUUUUCAGAAACACCGUGGAGCCCGGCAUCGACUUUUGUGGCGAAUAUAAAAACGAUAUGAAGAGGAGCUUGUCGGUAGGCCAAGAAGGGAAAGACGCGAAAAGAAUAAAAAUCAACAUACAUAGUUUUAAAAAAGAUAAGUUUUUUCCAAAUGGGUCUAACCUAAGUAGUGGAAAAAGGUGCAGCGAGGCGGGAGAUACUACCACAGUUGGUGAGUUUAAGGGGGAGGACGAGGAUGGUAUUAUGCCCAGAAGUAGCGUCAAUAAGGACAGCACUAGGGGGAACACCCAUCUCAUCACAAACAACAGUCGUAGUAGCCAUAGUAGUAGGAGCAGUAACGAUAGAGAAGAAGGAGAUGCGAUGGAAAGCAAAAAGAAAGAGCAGAAAAAAAAUAAAAAUGCAAAUGCAAAUAAAAUAAAGUACAAAGCGAAUUGCACUGAAAAUUGUCCCAAAAAAACUCUUCUACCUUUCGAUGGAAUAUUUUAUAGCCAUCUAAGACUCCUUUUAUGUCUGCAGUAUAGAGAAAAAUAUAACAUAAAAGAUGAAGAGAUGAUGAAAGUAGAUCGAUAUUUUCCUGUGAUUGAAUUUAUUAACCAUGUCAUUAGAGAUGGCAUAGUAAAUUUUUCGGAUCAAGUUAAGACACAAGAAGUAGUUAAAAGGAUUAAAAAUAGCAUGAACAUAAAAAACGUGGAAGAUUUAUGUGAGUACUCCUUCCUAUUUAGCAACGUCUUAUUAAAAUUUUGCAUCAUUAAAGGCAUUUGUUUUUGUUUCUAUCGAAAUAACUUGGAGGUGGUGCCCUAUAAAAAUUGCAUGUUUUUUUGGACCUCCCUUUUUUACUUUGGAGUUUACAACAAUUUUUUUUCUUUAAUUAAGUAUGCGCUGGAUAAGGUGGAGUACAAGGACAGAAAAAGGAGGUCCAGCCAGUAUUUUCACUUCAAAGAGAGGUUGCUGGGGGAAGGCAUUCAAUCCUGUGGGGAUUUCACUGGGGAUAUCUUCAGGGUGGGGGAUGUCGAAAGUGACUCUUGGGGUUCUGGGGAUGAGAAAAGGGAGGGCCUAUCGGAGGGAGAGUCGGGGGGAUCAGAUGAAGUAUCAGCUGAAUCUUCGGAGGGGGCAUUGCACGAAGAAGGAAAAGAAGCGGAUUUAACCGGGGAGGACUACAGAGAAUGUGAAGGAAGCAGGACAAGUGAAUAUUACGAAGAGGUUGACGAGGAUGGAAGUAGUGAGGGGGGCGACACGGUUGGCAGUAGUGAGGAGACUGGAAGUAGCAAUGUGAGUGAAGGGGUAAGAAGGACCGAACGGCGUGAAGAGCUCGAGGGGAUAGCGCCCAGUGAGGAGAAAGACGAAGCAGCGCCCAGUGAGGAGAUAGACGGAACAGUGCUCAGCGAAGAGGUUGACCACACCGAGCACAGUUCACCGACAGGAGGGCCAAGCCCGGAUUACCCACACGAGCACGGAAUUUCCCGUGAGAGGUACAAUAGCAGCGUUGAAUAUGGGGAGCAGUCCACCACAAACGGAAAAGAGCGUUACGACGACGUGUGUGAAUACCAAGGCCAUCUGGAGCGGUACGACGAAAGUGAAGUGCGCGAUGGGGAAUCGAGCGAGGAGAGGAAGCGGAGGGAGCAAGAGCGGGCGUACGCCAGGUAUAGGGAGUACGAAUAUGGCGAGGGGGGAGAGCUCGAAGAGUAUGGAGCAGAUGGGGGAGAUGGUGAAGACGGUGAAGACGACGAAAGCGACGGGCAUGGAGAAGACGACGAAAGCGACGGGCAUGGAGAAGACGACGAAAGCGACGGGCAUGGUGAGGACGACGAAAGCGGCGGAGAUGGCCAGGACGACGAAAGCGACGAAUAUAGUGAAGACGACGAAAGUGACGAAUAUGGUGCAGAUGACGAAGAUUCCCUCGGAGACGGCGAGGAGGAGACUUACAUCCGCCGCUACACGCGCUACCCCCACGGAGGGCGCAAGGGAAAAGCGCGAGUGCGCCAGUUCAAGACCUGUAGUGACAACACAUACCUCGCGCACCACAGAGAAAGAAGCGAGAAGGACAAUUUCAAAUUUUAUUUCUAUAGCGUGCGGAGCACACAAGAACCGAAGGAAGAGCACACCAACAGUGUCGGACAUACCAUCAGUGAAAUGAAAAGCAAAAAAAAGUAUAAACUCUUGGUGAGUGAUUGUAAAGAUAGCUAUUUGAAGAUGCCCCUAAUGAGCAUUUUAAAAUAUAUAGUCAUUGAGAAUAAUGAACAAGGUAGCUUCCUGUCCUUUUUUGAUUUUAUCCAAGAAGAUACAAAAUUUGAGAACUUAAAAUCUGUGAAGGAAAAAAACAGCAUAUUGCUCUUCUCAGCUUUGUUGAAUAUUCCCCAAGUAAAUUAUAUGAAAAUAAAAAAAUUUUUUUCCAUCAUUCACGAAUUUUUUUAUAUGGAAAAGAAAAAUUUACGAAGUUUAUCCCUCAGUAAUGCACCACCGAGGGAGGGUAACUCCAAUGCAGAAGUUACACACGAGAUGAGAAGGGUGGAGGAGCAUAAAAAAUCACAUACAUCGAGUGAACUGUUAUGCAACACCAACAUGUGUAGUGACGACACUGGUAAGGUAGAUAGGGUGGGCAGUAAUAUGUGCACCUCUUCAAACGGUGUUAGCAGCUACGCCAAUUGGGGUUCAAGCAAAAGAGACACAGAAAACGAAGUGAUCAGUAGCGGGUUACCCCUUCAUAUUAGCAAUGAAUAUGCAACUAUGUGUGAGAAAGACAGACGCGUGAACGAAUGGAGUGAAGACCAAACCAGCGUGUCAGACACGGGAAGCAUUAACAACUUGCCUGUGGGAGGGAGGGAAAAAAAUACGUUUGAAAGUCUGAGGAAAAGGCUAGUAAGCCAAACAAAUGAUAUGAACAGCACAAUAUGUGGAAAUCAAUUCUUAAUAAAUAAUAACAUAACGUCUAUAUGUGCUUACCUGAGGGAGAUGGGCGAUGGCGGUGGUGGUGACUGUGGCUUAGUUAACCCUCUUAGUCAAGUCGAUGUGGAUAAUGCGACAAAUCUUGCAAUAGGAGCGAAAGGGAGCGAGGCGAACAGCGAGUUGAGCCAAAUUCGAGAUCUAAUUGCCUGGCGGAGCGAACAGAAGAGAAGUACACCCCGCUCAAUUAACCUCUUUUGCGAAAUUUCGAAAGAGAUAGUGAGUAAGUUAAACAAUUGCAGCAACGUCAGCACCAUUAACAAGUGCCUGCCUUAUAUUUUAAAAAUUUGUUCCCGAACUUUCCAUUUUUUAAAAAAAAAGAAACUGAUAAAUAUUUACAUAAAAUAUAUGUAUCUAUAUGAGUAUCUGUACCACAUGGUACUGAACAGAAUGCUGCACAUUAGCACGAUGAAGAGUCUCCCGUUUUUGCAAAAUGUUAUCUUAAAGGAGUUGCAUUAUUACUUUGAGGAUUUUAAAAAUAGGAAAGUGAAGAACCUGUGGAAGUUUUACCUCUACGCUCGCACACUAAUUGAUAUAAACAAAAUGAACUUAAUUAACAAGCUGUUUCAUAACAAUGCCGUUGAUUAUUUUAUAAAGCUGUUUUACUCUCUGUCCUUUUACAACCCGGUGUUUUCGGUUCUUUUUUUGAAGCUCAUCGAGACACCCCUGUUCUAUAGGAAUAUUGAAAAUAAGAAAAGAGAAAUUUUGCAAAACAUUUGGAUGGGGACGCAUGAAAGGAACUUUUCAGGCAAUUCCGAAGAUAAUCGACAAUCCACAGAGUAUAAAAUUUGGAUCGAGGCGUACAACAAAUUUUUUACCAAGUGA
Molecule: messenger RNA, 4650 nt
Organism: Plasmodium cynomolgi strain B
Lineage: Eukaryota; Apicomplexa; Aconoidasida; Haemosporida; Plasmodiidae
Exons: 4
Coding region: 1-4650 (1549 amino acids)
Source: RefSeq, a predicted model, not a curated record